AUUCAACAGACACUGGACUGGAAUGGCCACAAUACAUCUAAAUGCUGAUUAAAUGAUUUUUUUUCUGCGCUUAUAUAUUUUUCCAUUUGUCCAUGAGUUUAUCAUUUUUGUUCAUUUUUUGUUUUUUCACACUAGGUUUACUAGUUUACAGCUAUGAGUCCAUUGAAUAACAGCAGUCCGCUCACGACUCAUGUAUUAAACACUGGGGAUGGGCUCCCUGCUGUCCGAAUGCCCAUCAGUCUGCACCGCUUGGACCCUCACAUGACCCUCUGGAACCUCAUCACUGUUGGCACCACAAAUGAAGAUGGACGCUGUCCAGGAUUAAUAACCAGUGAUGGCUUCACUCCAGGAACCUACAAGAUGAGGUUUGAGACGGGCCAGUACUGGGAGAGUUUGGGACAGGGCAGUUUUUAUCCAUAUGUUGAGAUAGUCUUCACUAUUACUGAUGCUGAGCAGAAGUUACAUCUGCCACUGCUCCUCAGCAGAUACUCAUACAACACCUACAGAGGGAGCUAGAGAACACAACAUAACUCCACGCCUUCCAUAAACAGCGUUCACUUUCACAGAGACCUCAAAAACUCCUGUUUUUC
This is a messenger RNA of Triplophysa rosa, 590 nucleotides long. RefSeq names its product urate (5-hydroxyiso-) hydrolase b (gene urahb). Gene Ontology annotation, biological process: purine nucleobase metabolic process. The record is from RefSeq and is a predicted model, not a curated record. NCBI's taxonomy places the organism in Eukaryota, Metazoa, Chordata, Actinopteri, Cypriniformes, Nemacheilidae. The transcript has 3 exons. Gene Ontology annotation, molecular function: hydroxyisourate hydrolase activity. Bases 154 to 516 code for a protein of 120 amino acids.